This is a messenger RNA of Melampsora larici-populina 98AG31, 1863 nucleotides long. RefSeq lists its product as uncharacterized. Bases 1 to 1863 code for a protein of 620 amino acids. Lineage: Eukaryota; Fungi; Basidiomycota; Pucciniomycetes; Pucciniales; Melampsoraceae. The record is from RefSeq and is a predicted model, not a curated record. The transcript is spliced from 3 exons.
AUGAAGUCAUUCCGGACCAUGGUCUUCAUGUCCAAUUGGCCUAUUUCACUUACCGCUAUGGGCGUUGAAGAUUUAUCCAAGAUCAUAGGUCAUUCUGUUUCACCCACGGAAAGCCAUGCACAGUCUCACUUUACAGGAAUUUACGAUCCGGCACUCCAUCAACAAGAAGCUUUUCGAUCGGAAACAUAUCCGUCAAAUUUAUUGCAUUCACGUGCACAGGCAGAACCUCCUGGGCUUGGCACGCUUAUUGUUGAGGCUCCUUCAUCCGACGCCUCUGUUGGAAACCUUGGAGAAGGAAUAUGGGAACAAUUUGAAGACCCACUCGGAAGCCCUGGGUACUACACCGAGUUAACCCAAGUACUUAGCCAGCUUCCACGAACCCAAGCAGAUUCGCCGUUGUACCAGCUGAGCGCAGACGGCUUCGAUGGCGUUCUACACGACGAUGGCUUCCAUCCAACAAAUCCCUACGAUAGCGUCAUAGGGCUCUGGGCUCAGUCGGAAGUGCACAAUGAGUACACUCAUGUUCCUUCGACCUUGUCCCAUACACCUCACAUCCAGCCCUCGCAAUCGCCAUCAGGCCACCGCAUUCCUGCCGAGCAUCCGAUUGAUUUUCUUGAUAGUGAUCUUGCUCGUAUUUUUGAGCAAAAUGACAACUUUGAUAAAUCUCUAGGAUUCCAACCCUUGAAGCAUGAGCCCACAGCCAUAUCGCGUGACAUUUUAUUGCAACCUCCCGUUCCUCAGGUCAUGUCAUCUAUUGCAAACGGAGGACGGCCUCAUGAAACUUUCAAGGACAUUUUCAAUCAUGUCACCCACAGCACGCCUCGAAUCACACAGCCUAUAUCACCUAUUCCAGAGGCCAGGCAGGCGUCAGAGUCACCUUCAAACUUUGGCUUCGGAGGUUCUCCAAGUACAUUCACCCCGCUCCUUCAGGUUUUAUCACCGGCUCGUCAUUCGGAAGAAGAAUCCCAGAAGCACGGACACGUGUCAUUGCUCAGAUCAGGACAGCUCAAGCACCUAACUCAGACGCAUCCAGUUAAACCUAGAUCGAAACGAAAAAAUCGUCCAAAACCUUCGUUAAUGGAUGACAAUGAAGGAUUUGUCCGUCAAGUAAAGAGACGUGGAUCAUCCAAAGACGGCAAAAUUGAUACCUUGGUGGCAUCGACUCCGCCGAACCAGCAGCCCUCACGGUUACGAUUCAAACGCCCUAAAGUUCCUGCAUUCGACUCUGAAACAGAUUAUAUCUCAAGACUUGAAGAAUAUCUCCAUGAAGCAACUAUGUCUAAUGAUCUAGUCAAGAUUGACGAUUAUCAAUUAAACAUCAAAGCUAUGGAAAGAUAUUACGGAAAAAGUUGGCAUCGAGAAAAGUCGAAAAAGAAGAAAUUGUUGAAAAAAAUUGAUCCAGAGCUUGAUCAGAAAUUGUCAUCAAAUGCCCAUCUGCCAUCAAUUUCACCUAGGAAAUUAAUUGAUAAAUAUAAACCUAAGAUCCAAGCAUUUUUGAAAUUAUUCAAGAUAGAGCGUGAAUUUCCUGGUCAUACAGAGUAUCUACAAGAAAAUAUGCAUAAACUUUUGGAUAAUUACUUGGAGAUCUUGACCAUAUGUUCUGAAGUUGUCUGGUCUAAUGAUUUACAUACCAACCUGGAAGAUGAUGUUCGUGAGGGAUACGACUGGCUCAUGGAAAGAUUAAAAGGGUUUCCAACCAGGGAAUUCGAUCACUUACCAAUUGAUGGAAACAUUGUAAUACCGACUGACGAUAAAGACUUUAUAAAGAGGUUUGAUGGUGGUCUUUCUGUAUAUGAUGGUACAGCGUUUUGGUUAACUCAUAAAUUAUAUAAGAGAAAAAGGGAAAGAGUGGCCGCUACCUAG